AUGGAAGAAACGACGUCUGACGAUGAGCCGAUCUCAUCGAAAGGAGAGCCGAUUGAAGUGGAGUUCGUAAUCAAGACACCAGAGUAUUGUGUCGAUAAAGUUAGUUUAUUACCGAGUAAAAGUGAGUCUCUAGUUGGAACGUUCAGGAAAUCCGCAUGAUAAUCCCGAUUCCGCUUCCUAAAUUCACCUACCUCGACGAUUGGAUGAGGAGAUUGGUCUCAAAGCCAUCUGGGAAAUUCCUACCGUACGACGGUCCGGUUCCUCUUCAAAAUAAAAAUAAAAACGAUUCAUGUUUUCAGAAUCGAAGAAGAUUCUUCAGACGUUUAUAUAUAAAAAGACUGACGAGUACCAACGUCAACGUAUGAAAUUACGACUUGAAAAUGCUUUGAAAAGGAGCAAGGAGACAGGAACUCCGCUGGUAGGAAAUCUUGUUUUUUUCUCAAAAAUGUUUAACUUUUUCAGUUCUUUUUUUCAGUAUCAAGUUCCUAAAAGGUCAGCGCCUCGUCCGGUAAGAGGGUCGCGUUUCGAAGAAAAGUUCCAGUUCGUGGUCGAAAAGGGUUCAAGCGAGAACUUGCUCACUUUGAUGCGGAUGGAAGUGUUCAUGAAGAAGCAGAUGAGUGACAUGAUCCGAGCGAGAAACUGGGAAGUUGAUCAGUUAUCAAAGCAGUGCGAGAAGCUCGUCGCAGAGACCAGAAACGCCGACAUGCAUCCGCACAAGAUCAGCAUGCUCAACGAAAAACUGCGGCAAGUUCACACUACCUACUCUUUCCAAAUCACGGAUUUGUGCGAAUCGCAAAGAUUCAAGUACCGCAAGGCGGUCGAAUCGCUGUACGCGAGAGGAAGCAUCCCGGCCGAGCUCAUCGAUGAAGUCGUGCUCGAAGAGCAGCCGAUCCCUCGGGCACUAGCAGCAAUCACGGGCGGACUGGCAGACGGGGUUAAUGAGAGCUUCACGAUUUAUAUCGGUGGGUUUUCCCUUUCUCUUUUUCACACAUGCCCCCGCCAUGAAACUGAUCAUGAACCGAGAGGGAGGGAGCGGGCGGAAGCGCUGCAGCAGCUGCUCCUCGUAACCUGAGUGAGAGGAGAGGGAGAGGGAGCGAGACAAAGAUUCCGAGUGGAAGCCGCCUUUUUAUCGUCUCGGAACUAUGCGCUCGUGUGUAUUUUUGCAAUGGCACUCACUCAUCGCCAGCUGCGAGAAAAAAGUUAGCCUGUUAUUGUAAACAACGCAAAACAGCUUGGUGUUGUUUCGGGUUUCGUUUCGCAAUGAUCCAUUUAUUCACGACAUCAAUCUUCGCAAAGCUAUAGGAUCGCAGCUGAAGACGAUGCACAACGUCUGCCUCAUGACGGUCGACCGCUUAACCGAUGUGUGCCAGACCGCAGAAGGCGACUGGACGACGUGGAGCCGACUCGAGAUGGCCACCAAGUUGUACGGAAGAAAUCUGAGCGCGACGACGCUGCUGGUUCCACGCGACCCCCUUCAUCACAUCAAAGCCUCAUCGGAUUUCGCAAACAUUUGCGAGCAGUCCACGGAGUUGCACUUUAACAAUUUCAGCGAUCAGCUCAAUCAAAUAUCGAAAGACGUAAGGCAUUCUCAGACCAAUCUUCCGUAAAUAAAAAGGUUUACAGAGACGAGAGAGCAACACUCAACUCGCUGACCAGCUCGAACAAGAGAUGGCGGAGCUGAAAUUGGAAGGAAAACCGCCGUCGGAACAGCCGAUUCCUCCGAGCGCUCUCCGUCACGAUUCUUCGUUCCAUGUUGGCGAAGUGUACGUGACAAAGCAUUCGAACCUGCACAAAGUGCAAAUCGUCUAUCACCUCGUCGUCGACGACAUUCUCCAAUCCGCCGAAAUCAACAGCCGUCACCCGUGUUUGGAAGGCAUUCGCUCCAUUUUCCGAACGUCGGCCGGCUUCAGCACGUACACCAUUCAUAUUCCGCUCCUUUUGAUUGAUAGACCGGAUGAGGUGAGUCAGAGACGAAAGAGAGACGCAGAUGAAAAUCAAUCAUUUCCUUUCUUCCAGAGCACAACAAUUGCGUGGUGUCUGAAGCGAGCCGAGAUGCUGUUCAAAUGUGUCAAAGGAUACCUGAUGGAGGUGAGUUUGACGUCAGCCACCUCCGUUUUACAUUUCAGCAACAUUUCAGGUGUGCAGUGGAAUCGACACGGCCGCUCUGCCCCACUACAACGUGCAUUUUGUGCUGCCCACCGGCCUCUCUCGCACAAUCUAUACGGCGAUAUCCAACAUGUUCCCGGGAAUCUUCCAAUUGGUGCCGGGAGUAUCCUCAUGA
Messenger RNA from Caenorhabditis sp. 36 PRJEB53466, 2281 nucleotides. Lineage: Eukaryota; Metazoa; Nematoda; Chromadorea; Rhabditida; Rhabditidae. The record is from the annotation of a GenBank genome assembly.